Cavenderia fasciculata is the source of this 501-nucleotide messenger RNA. RefSeq lists its product as uncharacterized. The record is from RefSeq and is a predicted model, not a curated record. Lineage: Eukaryota; Evosea; Eumycetozoa; Acytosteliales; Cavenderiaceae. Bases 1 to 501 code for a protein of 166 amino acids. The transcript has a single exon.
AUGAUAAAGCUAACAAAAAUCAAUAAUGUCAUUGUGGAACCAAUCAAACUACCACAACCACCAAAAAAUGUAAAAGGAUCGGAAUUAUUUAAUCAAUUAAAUGCAAAUAUAUUGGUAUGUGCUCCAAAGAAUAGUGGCAAGACUGUUGUUUUUAAGAUUAUAGAUGAAUGUACUAACAAACAAACAAAUGUUUUAAUCUUUUGCGCAACAGUUCACAAUGAUCAUAGUUGGUUGGAAAUUCAAAAAGAUUUGGAUAAAAGAGGAAUAACAUUUAUGCCAUUUACUUUUAUUUAUGAUGACAAGGCAAAUGUAUUAGAGGCAUUUAUUCAAAGUUUACAAGUGCAACCAAAUGAAAAUAGUAAACCAUUGAUAUUGACCAAUAAUACUGUGGCAGAGAAAUCAUCAAAAAAAGAAGUGGCACCAGAUUAUUUAAUUAUUUUUGAUGAUUUAUCAAAUGAAUUAAAAGAUCAAAGUAUUAACAGUAACUUCGUACAAAGAUGA